Messenger RNA from Leptopilina boulardi, 3534 nucleotides. RefSeq lists its product as uncharacterized. The coding region runs from base 1 to 3534 and encodes 1177 amino acids. The record is from RefSeq and is a predicted model, not a curated record. The transcript has a single exon. Lineage: Eukaryota; Metazoa; Arthropoda; Insecta; Hymenoptera; Figitidae.
AUGAAGCGUGGUGCAGGAGUGCAAAUGAAUGACAGAAUAAAGUGGGUGAAUUUUGAUGAGGCUUUUGAGGGUCGAUUACAAAGUAGUGCUAUCAUUAAUGUAGAUUACAAGGACAUUAAUGAGUUCCUUGAUGAUGCUUUUGUUUUAUUUCAGAUUAAUAUUGAAAAAGCUUUAAACAAAUUUGGUCCAAUAAAAGUAUAUACCGUGUUAGGUGCAAAAUUCAAAAAAGAUUCAAUAGAUGGUAGAGAAGAAAUAUCUGAUUUAAAAACAUUUACCGCAAAAACUGCUGAAAUCUUAAAUACAACCCCGUUAGAUGACUGGUAUAAUGUUAAUGUUAAACAAGUUACUUUGAGAAGAAUUGAAGAGUUCCAAGAGAAAGAUUCUAAUUGGAAACUUGAUUCGAUUCAAAGAUUAGAGGUUAACAUUAACAAGUACAACCCUAUGCGCGCAAGUUCUUACAUUGACUUACCACUUCCAAUAAAACGUAAAAAAGCCUGUAUUAAUGUGCAAAACAUAGAUAAUCAGUGUUUUAAAUGGGCAAUACUAUCAGCUUUAUACCCACCUUUGAGAGAUGCUGACCGCGUUUCAAAAUACAGACAGUAUGAAGAAACGCUUAAUUUUACUGGAAUUAAAUUUCCUGUCGCACUUAAAGAUAUUUCUAAAUUUGAGGCUCUGAACAACAUUUCAGUAAAUGUAUACGGUCUUAGCAAAAGAGAUAAAAAGUUUACCGUUUCACCUCUACAUCUUUCAUCUCAAAAAAAGUUUACUCAUGUAAAUAUGUUACUAAUUGAAGACCACUACAUAGAUGAAAAUCUUAUUGAUGAUGAAGAGAGGGAGUCUGAUAAUGUAACUAUCAUUUCAUUCAACUACCAUUAUGUCUGGAUAAAGGACUUAUCGAGACUAGUAAGUUCGGAUUUAUCAAAGCAGAAAAAUAAAAAGUACAUAUGUGAUCGCUGUUUACACUAUUUUCUUAAUGAACAAAAGCUUACAAGCCAUGAAGAAAAUUGUAGAAAAAUGAACGAGACAAGAAUUAGGCUACCGGAAGAAGGAAAAAAUUUUGUUGAAUUUAAAAAUUUCCAGAACAAGGAGCGUGUUCCUUUUAUUAUUUAUGCGGAUUGUGAGAGUUUAUUAAUUCCUGCUGAUAUACCACAAGAGAUCAAUAAUACUGAGGUUUUCCAAAAUCAUAAAACGCUCAGUAUUGGUUACUACUUGAAGUGUGGUUUUGAUGACUCAUUGUCCAUGUACAAAGCAUCUCCAAUAGAUGAGGAGAAUCCUGCAAAGUGGUUUUCAAAGGAGUUAAAGAAUUUAUCAGAUAAUCUUAAUAUGAGAUUUAAAAACCCUAUUCCAAUGAAAGUGCUAAGUCGACAAGAACUGGUUGAUUUUAGAAAUGUAAAUACAUGUCAUAUUUGUAGAAAGAAAAUCAAGUAUGGGGAUGUAAAAGUAAGAGACCACUGUCAUCUAACAGGGAAGUAUCGUGGGCCCGCGCAUCAAGAGUGCAACAUUAAUUAUCACGAAUCACAGGUUAUACCUGUUGUUUUUCAUAACCUGAGUGGUUAUGACGCGCAUUUCAUAAUUGAAUCUAUUGCUACGGAAUUUGAAGGCAAAGUUGAUCUGCUUCCCAUAAAUAAAGAGAAGUAUAUCAGUUUUACAAAAAAUAUUAAGGAUAGUGUUAUAAAAUUUCGCUUUAUUGAUUCAUUUAAAUUUAUGGCAUCAUCAUUGGACAAAUUAGCGUCCUACCUCGAUGAAUACAAAAUUGUAAGUUCAGUAUUUUUUAAUUACAGCAACGAUAAAAUUAAAUUGUUAACUCGUAAAGGAGUUUUUCCUUACGAAUAUAUUGAUUCACGGGAAAAACUUGAAGAGACUCAAUUACCACCAAAAGAAAAAUUUUAUAGUACGUUAAAUGAUUCAAAUGUUUCCGACGAAGAUUAUGCACAUGCGCAGAAAGUGUGGACCGAAUUCAAUUGUCAAAAUCUCGGCGACUACGUGUAUUUGUAUAUGCAAACAGAUGUACUGUUACUUGCAGAUAUUUUCGAAAAUUUCCGAAAUCAGUGUUUACUCGCAUACGGUCUUGAUGCAGCGCAUUAUUAUACAACACCAGGUUUAACAUGGGAUGCUAUGUUAAAGUAUACGAAUAUAAAAUUGGAACUCCUCACAGACAUUGAUAUGGUGAUGUUUGUUGAACGUGGAAUUAGAGGUGGAAUAAGUCAAUGUACCAAUCGGUACGCAAAAGCAAAUAAUCCUUACAUGGAAGAAUAUAAUGAAAAUGAGGAAACAUCUUACAUCGUAUACUUUGACGCAAAUAACUUGUAUGGUUGGGCCAUGAUUCAAUCACUUCCAUAUGGUGGCUUUGAGUGGGAAGAAAAUAUUGACAAUUCUUUUGAUUUUAACGUUCCAGAUGAUGGGCCAAUAGGUUACAUUUUGGAAGUCGACUUAGAUUAUCCGGAAGAACUUCAUGAAAAACAUAGUGAUUUUCCGUUUUGUCCUGAACGCUCAAAGCCACCAGGGUCAAAAGAGCCGAAGCUUCUAACUACCCUUCUACCGAAGCGAAAGCAUGUUCUCCAUUACCGUGCUUUGAAGCAAGCUGUAGCCAACGGCCUAGUAUUAAUUCAAAUUCAUCGCGUUUUAAAAUUUCAGCAAGCCAUGUGGUUAAAAAAUUACAUUGAUUUUAAUACAACUCAACGAACUAAUGCUAAUAAUGAGUUUGAAAAAAACUUGUUUAAAUUAAUGAACAACGCGGUAUUUGGCAAAACAAUGGAGAACGUGCGAAAACAUGUUGAUAUAAAACUUGUGACAAAGUGGCAGGGUAGAUAUGGAGCUGAAGCAUUCAUUGCGAAACCUAAUUUCCACAGCAGGGCCAUUUUUAACGAGAACUUGGUUGCUGUGGAGCUUAGAAAAAUGGAAGUUUUGAUGAACAAACCACUUUAUGUUGGUUUGACUGUUUUGGAUGUGUCAAAAACUUUAAUUUACAACUUUCAUUACGAUUACAUGCUAAAAAAGUAUGAUGGAAAAAAUUUAAAACUGUUGUACACCGACACCGAUAGCCUUAUUUAUGAAAUCAAAUGCUCUAAUAUUUAUAGAGACAUGAAAGAAGAUAUUCACAAAUUCGAUACUUCGGAUUAUCCAGUAAAUAAUGUGUACAAUAUUCCGCAAGCCAACAAAAAAAUUUUAGGACUUAUGAAAGAUGAGUGCAGCGGGAAAAUUGUAACUGAAUUUGUUGGCUUGCGGAGUAAAAUGUACAGUGUGCGAGUGGAAGAUCAAGAUUUUAUUAAAAAAGCAAAAGGUGUGAAAUCCGCAGUUGUAAAGAAAACUAUUACCUUUGAUGACUACACGUAUUGUUUACGAAAUGUUAAAAUGCAAUCGCGAACUCAAUAUUGUAUCAGAUCGAAACUUCACAAUGUUCAAACUUUAAAACAAACAAAAGUAGCUUUAAGUCCUUACGAUGAUAAAAGAUUUUUGUUAGAUAAUAGUACAGAUACCCUUGCAUGGGGACAUUGUAAAAUUAGACAAAUUAACGAUGAAGCUAUGGAAUUGUAA